AAAGAUUGCGGCGACUUUGCAUUUGGGGCGACGAUUGUAGCAUGAAGACGCUCCGGGAUGCCCGCGCGUCCAUCGAGCUCUACGAGGACGACGACAGCGAGUUCAACCCGCUGCUCUCGCCCGCGCCCAUCUCCAAGGACGAGCUGCGUCACGUCUUCGCCCUUGGCAUCCCGCUCGUCGUCGUGCACUUUCUCGAGUUUGUACCCAACACGCUCAAUGGCAUGCUUCUCGGCCAUCUCUCGACCGCCGCCGACGAGACCCAAGUGUACCUUGCGGCCGGCGGCCUGAGCAACCUCUACUACACGGUCUUUGCCUAUGGCCUCGUCUUUGGCGUCUGCACGGCCAUGGACGCGCUCUGCGCCCAAGCCUACGGAAAGGGCAUGAAGGACGACAUUGGCUACGUGCUCCAGACCGCGUGCGUGUGCGCGCUCGGUGUGUUUGUCCCUGUCGCGCUCUUGCUCUGUUUUGCCAGCACCUUUCUCGAGUGGAUGGGCCAGUCGCCCGAGAUUGCCAAGGUGGCACAGACACUCACGCGCUGGAUGAUCCUCGAGCUGCCGUGGAGCUUCGCGUACGAGAUCCUCAAGCGUGUGCUCCAGGGCCAAAACAUUGUGCUACCGAUCGUCCUUGCCAUCGGAGUCGCCAACGUUGUCAACGCUGCGACGUCCUAUGGCCUCAUGUACCACACGUCGUUGGGCUACAUGGGCUCGGCUGUCUCCUUUGCCUUGGUGUUUGCAACCGCAGCGCUCGCGCUUGUUCCUGCGGUGCGCAAGCUACCGCACGUUCCAUUCCGUGAGCGCUGGGAGAUGACCGAGGUGCUGCACCGGCUUCCGUACUUUAUUUCACUCAGUCUCAACGGCUGGGGCAUGUUUGUGUUUGAGUUUGUCGCAGUCGCGCUCACGUCAUUCCUCGCCGGCGGCCUCCCGAACGCCAACGUGGCCAUGAGUGCCAACAACAUUUACAUGGGCUUCCGCACGCUCUUCUCGAUGGUCUACCUUGGCAUUGGCAUGGCCGCGUCGAUUCGCGUCGGCAACGCCCUUGGGGCAACCUUCCGUGCCGCGCCAAGAUUGCGGCGUGGCAAACCGUCGGGCUUGCGAUCACGUGGGCGCUUCUGACGAUGCUUGCCAUGUGUGCGCUGGGCCCGCACUAUACGACGAGCUACACGCGAGACCCGGCCAUCUACGCGGUUGCCAAGGACCUCUUUUGGAUCACGGCGCCCUUUCAAGUUCCGAUUGGGAUUUGGGCGACGAUCCAGGGCGUUUUUCGUGGCAGCGGCAAACCCGACAAGGGGAUUUGGAUCAACUUGGUCGCGUUCUUGGUCGUGGGCGUGCCGCUCGGACAUGUUCUCGCCGUGUCGUGUGGCCUCGGUAUCGUCGGUCUCUGGCUCGGCGUCUGCGUCGGGUUCUCGAUUUGUGCUGUCUACGGUCUUGUAUGGCUCUACCACGUUGAUUGGAACGACUUGGUGCUCGACGUGGACGCCAAGUUGCACGCCUAGUUGCUCCUAUAAUUCGCGCCUUUUUCUCGUUUCUCGUACAUGAGCGGCGGCGAGCU
Saprolegnia parasitica CBS 223.65 is the source of this 1548-nucleotide messenger RNA. RefSeq lists its product as hypothetical. The transcript has 10 exons. Gene Ontology annotation, molecular function: xenobiotic transmembrane transporter activity; antiporter activity. Gene Ontology annotation, biological process: transmembrane transport. Gene Ontology annotation, cellular component: membrane. Bases 42 to 1112 code for a protein of 356 amino acids. The record is from RefSeq and is a predicted model, not a curated record. NCBI's taxonomy places the organism in Eukaryota, Oomycota, Saprolegniomycetes, Saprolegniales, Saprolegniaceae.